GAAGUCAGAUAAUUUCAAUUUCAGCCUACCCUGAUCAACCCACCAUUUCAUUUUCAAUAGCUUUAAUUCUGUCUCGGUUAUUCCUAUUUCUUGCAAUUCUUUUGCUGGACUGGUAUUAAUUGCUGUACAUGUUUACCAAAUGGUCCAAAUCGUUACAGUAGUGUAAAUCUUUCAACGCUCACAAACAUAAGAUUCAGCCAUGAAGAGGAAGAAAAUUUUAACUGUGAGGGUUUGAUACUGGUAGGAAUGGCAGGACAAUCCAGAAAAUGGAUGAUAUUAGUAGCGGCCAUAUGGAUACAAGCAUUUACAGGUACAAAUUUUGAUUUCUCAGCAUAUUCAUCAAAUUUGAAAUCAGUAUUAGGGAUUUCACAAGUUCAAUUGAAUUAUUUAGCAACAGCUUCAGAUCUUGGUAAAAUUUUUGGUUGGUCUUCUGGUUUAGCUCUUUUGUAUUUGCCCCUUUGGUCUGUUCUUAUCUUGGCUGCUUUUAUGGGUUUCAUUGGUUAUGGUUUUCAAUGGCUUCUUCUUCAGAAUCUCAUUUCUCUCCCUCAUUUCAUUGUAUUUCUGCUAUGCUUGUUGUCUGGAUGCAGUAUAAGUUGGUUCAAUACAGUAUGUUUUGUAUUAUGCAAUCAAAAUUUCCCCACAAGUAGAGCUUUGGCAUUAUCUCUUACCAUUAGUUAUAAUGGACUUAGUCCAGCAAUUUACAAUCUUGCUGCCGAUGCCAUUUCCUCACCAGAAUCUAGUAUUUAUCUAAUUCUGAAUGCUCUUUUUCCUCUCAUCACAUGUUUUUCUGCUCUAGUUCCAAUCCUUCGUCAACAUCCACUACAAACCUUGCCCCAAGACGCUGUUCGUCGAGAUUCCUUCUUAUUUAUAAUUCUUAAUAUCAUCGCUGUUUUCACGGGUAUGUACCUUCUGUUGCUUAAUUCAGUUACCGCAAUUUCUUCGACUGCGAGGAUAAUCUUUGGUGGUGCCCUUUUUUUCCUUGUUCUUCCCUUGUGCAUCCCUGGAAUUGUAUAUGCUCGUAGCUGGGCUCUGGAAAAUAUUCAUGCGAGUUUUCGUUUGCAAGGUUCUGGUUUUAACCUUGUUGACGUUGAUGAUCUCGAGCUUCACAAAGAGUUACUUAUCGGGCGAGAAGAGUACUAUUACAAGAACAUUGUGAAUGGUACUAUGAAGAAUCAGUUGUCUGUUCUUGGAGAAGAACACUCUGCUAGAGAUCUUCUUAGCAGACUGGAUUUUUGGUUAUACUAUGUUGCUUACUUUUGUGGAGGUACAAUCGGGUUAGUAUACAGUAAUAAUCUAGGCCAAAUAUCACAGUCCCUUGGGUUUGCUUCGAAAACUACUGAGCUCCUUACGCUUUAUUCGUCGUGCUCCUUCUUCGGACGGUUGCUCUCUGCUGCCCCUGACUUCUUGUGCGUGAAGCUGUAUUUUGCAAGGACAGGGUGGUUGGCAAUUGCGCUAUUACCUACUCCAGUUGCAUUCUUUUUGCUCACUGUAUCCAGUAGUGAGAGGGCACUGGAAGUUGGUACAGCCCUGAUUGGGUUUAGCUCCGGAUUCAUUUUUGCAGCUGCAGUGUCAAUUACUUCAGAGUUAUUCGGACCCAACAGUAUGGGUAUCAACCAUAAUAUAUUGAUCACAAACAUCCCUAUAGGUUCUCUUGCUUAUGGAUUACUUGCAGCAAUAGUUUAUGAUAGUAAUGUUAAAUCAUCGGGAUUGUCGACUAACAUGGAAAUAGUUGAUGGAGUGUCGAUUUGUAUGGGAAGACAAUGUUACUUGCAGACAUUCUUGUGGUGGGGUGUUAUCUCCUUGUUUGGCUUAUUAUCCAGUGGCAUUCUUUUCGUGCGCACAAAACCUGCUUAUGAUCGUUUCGAAGAGAACAGGAUUCUGACAUCUGAUACUGUUUAUUUAAUGAUGUGAAACUGGUAUUGAUUAGAUAUACUGGAAAGGAAGGUGUACCAUUCCCUGAGAAAUAUUAGGUUCUUUUGUCUUGGCAGCAACAACUAAUAGCACAAUGUAAUGUGAGUGUGUGCAGUGAGCGUGAGCUAUGCACAUGUGAGGUGCAAGUGCUAGAGAGUCGAGAGAACUAAUUCAGUUUUUUUCUUAAUAUCCUUGCUGUUUUUACUGGUA
Messenger RNA from Papaver somniferum (opium poppy), 2121 nucleotides. Its product is annotated as protein NUCLEAR FUSION DEFECTIVE 4-like. The transcript has 2 exons. Bases 247 to 1911 code for a protein of 554 amino acids. Lineage: Eukaryota; Viridiplantae; Streptophyta; Magnoliopsida; Ranunculales; Papaveraceae. The record is from RefSeq and is a predicted model, not a curated record. Gene Ontology annotation, cellular component: membrane.